Messenger RNA from Aplysia californica (California sea hare), 2861 nucleotides. RefSeq names its product paladin. The record is from RefSeq and is a predicted model, not a curated record. Gene Ontology annotation, molecular function: phosphatase activity. Gene Ontology annotation, biological process: dephosphorylation. Lineage: Eukaryota; Metazoa; Mollusca; Gastropoda; Aplysiida; Aplysiidae.
AGAUGUACGUGAGCAAGCAAUGCGUGGUGCGGACCAACAAGGUAGCGCCUGUCAUCAUCAAAGAUUGCAGAGAGGAGUUCCAGCAGAUUCCAGACUUCAACGAGCCUAUCGUUAAAGGGAGGUUUGCAGAUGGCAUGUUGGAGCACCCCCUCAUCAAGGGCAAAUACUUCAUCGUACAGGACUCUAACGACACUUUGGACCUGCUACAUACAAACAAACACAUGUCCGCACCAAACUUCUACCAAGCCGGGGGCGAUCAGCCGGUGUUUGCGUCAGGUCAACCAACGGUCAAUGGGCUGAACGUUGUGCUCUCUCAGCUGGUUUCCGACGGCUAUUCGGAAGUGUUGGUGCUGAAUUUGCGCAGCGAGCCAGUCCUGUUCCAGAGAGUCGACAAUGAUUACGUCCCUUACUCAGUGCGUCACAAGGAACGGAUACACAACAUGGUUGUCAUGGGCAACACGCGGGACAGCUGUGACCAGAUCGAAUCUUGCAUCAGGAAAGAGGUUGUCUCCCUAGCGAGCAUGGAGGAUGAGUUUGUCUUCUACUUCUACGACAGCCUGAACAAACUGCAGCAGGAGCCGCACAUGCGCAAAGUGGAGUACGUGGAGGACGUCCUGCUGUCAGCUGAGGUCUACUCCAGGGAGGCUUUCGCAAAUCAAGUGCUCCGGUAUGACCGCAUCUGUCUGCCAGAGCUAGGCAUUCCUACGGAGGAGAUGGUCGACCAGUAUUUAUCCCAUUUUAAGGAAAGACCCAAAUUCCUGGACCGAAACAGCCGCUACUUCCCAGCCAUAUAUCUCAUCUCCCACUCCGGGGGUCGGAGAUCCGCUGUGUUCAUGGUCAUGAGCUGCCUGCUGUAUGCGCACAAGAGAGGAACCUUGAAGGAGUCAUGUGCCUACAAAAUAAACAGCCAGCGCCCAAACUACGUGGAGGGUGAGUACAAAGCGGUACAACGCCUGGUGGCUCACCUCAAGGACGGACACCUCAUCAAGCAACAGGUGGACACGGUGAUCGACCAGUGCUCAAAUGUGAUCAACCUCCGCAAGUGUAUCGCCGACCACAAGAAGAAACUGGAGUCUCUUGCCUCCAACAACGCUGCACAUAUGUCGGACAAUCUGACAUGGUCCUACAGCAAAUGGCUUCACAGAAACCCGGAGAUCACUCAGCUGUGCUGUGAGCUGGACCUGUCCGAGUCGUGUGCCCCUACGUCACUGCUCAGCUCCCAGCUGAGAUACUUGGUAGCGGACGACUACAUUGGGCUGGACGUACUGAGCUCUCACAUGGAUGUGAAGGUCUCCAACUUCCGGCGCCUCAUGGGGCUCCCCGUCUUUGGCAUGGCUCAGCCAACUCGGAAUGGCUUGUCCAAAGUGGUCAACCAUCUCCUCCAGCAUAAACAAGGCUACAGUGACGUAGUUGUGGUCAACCUCCGAUCUGACUACGUGCUGGAGUGUGAUGACGUCACGUACUGCGUCAGAGACGCGUCAUUCAUCGCUGAGCCAGUGUCCUCAGUGGGCUCGUCUGGAAAAGAACUGGAAGAAGCAGAGCUUGCUAUCAGAAAGGAAAUUAAGGGAAAAAAGACGUGGAAGACUGCUCUUCUAUCACAUGACGGGAUUUCCUUACGGAGCCAACCCUGAUGAACAGGAACGAGUGAGCUGCCCCAACGCGAGGUACACGAAGGGAGAAUUUUUGGCUCGAUCAAGCACGGGUGAGAGUCAACAGCUGCUGCACAAACUGAGCUACGAUUUCCUCGAGAGGUACCUCUAUCUCAUCCUCUACAACGCCUACUUGCACAUGGAAAAGGGGACACAGUUCAAAAGGUCUUUCACACAGUGGAUGCGUGAGGUGGCAGCACCAGCAGGAGUCUAUGAGCUGCUGGACAAUCUCGGUUUCUUCACACUGGAGAGUUCAGUAUCUGUGUACAGUCGACGCAAAAAUCGAAUGUUGGGUCGACAGCAAAAGUUGCCUUUCACAGGAUCGUUUAUCUGAUGUUCUGUUUGAUCAUGAUAUUAUUGCUCUUAUCGUGGGAAAUGUUACAUGUUUAUUGUUGUUAUUUUGUUUUUGUUUUUUUUAAUUAUUUUUUUUUCAUAAACCAGCAUUUUCACACGUCAGGGUUUGUAUAAUCACGUGAAGUUUAAAUUGUUCAACUCACAUGAUCUUCUCAUAAUGUUUGUGGCCCCCAGCGUCAAUUUUAAGUGGGUGGUGUUGAGAACAGAAUGACUGUCUGCUACUCAUAUAUUGGAGAUGUCGUUCUGCCCAGUCCUUUCUUUCCUGCUGCAAAAGCUACUGUUGGGGCCUACUUAUAAUGUCGGUGUGCUUGUCCUCUAAAAAUGUACAGAAAAAAGGGAAGACGUGGAAUAUUAUAAAGAAGCUAGCCCAGGGUUCGUUUCUGACCUAUGCCCAAAUGCAGGAUGAGAGAGGCAGGCACUGAUGAUGAUUAAGUCCUCUACAAUGGUUGUCCUUUGAAAUAACCUCCACACCUCUUUCCUCCCUUACCUUGGAGAAGUAUUACUGCCAGGGUGUAAUUUCAUGCGAGUCUUAGUAUUAACAAAUUCAUUUCUCCCUGAAUGUGACAUCAUCUAUCUCUCUACCCUCCCUCCCCCUCCCCCCCCCCCUCUCUCUCUCUCUCUCUCUCUCUCUCUCUCUCUCUCUGUGUGUGUUUAGAGCAUAGAGUCUCUGUUUCUGUAGGCUACAAAACUGUAAUCAAUAAUAAUACUGUCAUACUCCUCCUGCUGCUGACUUCUUUGUGUUUUUGACAACAAUGCUCUUCAUAAUAUAAUGCUUUAUAUUAUUAUUAUCCUUGUCCAAAUUUCUCAUUGUACAGAUACGGCUGUACGUAUUGCAUCUUAUUACAUAAGUACUUAUAA